AUGGCAGCAGCAUUACAAGUCUCAUUUUCCCACUUCAUAAUACUACUAAUCUUCACAUCAUCUCUCAUAACCCACUCCUCCACAGCCACACCUCCGUCGGAAUGCCGCCUGAACUUCCCCGACCAAGCCCUCCCCACAAAUUCCGGCUACAUUCCGGUCAAUCCCGGCCGCUCUAACUCCGCCAUGUUCUACGCAUACUACAGAGCCCAGCACCCACUUCCGGGCCCAUCGUCACAGACCCCAAUCUUAAUCUGGCUCCAGGGCGGCCCAGCCUGCUCCUCCAUGCUGGGCAACUUCUUCGAGAUCGGCCCAUACCGAGUUUCCCAAUGUCACGAUGGGAAUCGAAACGACGUCUUUCUGAAACCCAAUCCGGGUACCUGGAACCGGAUAUUUGACUUGCUGUUCCUGGAUAACCCGAUUGGGUCCGGGUUCAGCUUUGCUUCCGACCCGGCAGAGAUUCCCAGAGACCAGGACGCCGUCGCCAAGCACCUUUACGCAGCCAUAACCGGGUUUCUCGAAUUGUACCCGGCGCUCAGGAGCCGUCAGAUUUACAUCACCGGAGAGAGCUACGCCGGGAAGUUCAUUCCUUCAAUUGGGUACUAUAUCGUGAAGCAGAACGAGCAACUGCCGGCUUCGAAACGGGUGAAUUUGAAAGGGAUUGCAAUUGGGAACGGAUUGACGGAUCCUGUGACUCAAGUUACCACUCCUGCUUCGACGGCCUAUAAUGUAGGUUUGAUAAACGAGAGGCAGAGGAGCGAGUUGGAGCAAGUUCAAUCGGAAGCGGUGAAGUUGAUCGACAUGAAGAAAUGGGCGCAGGCUACAAAUGCUGGAAAUAGAGGUGUGAGUUUGAUGAUGAACAUGACAGGUUUGGCCACAGAUUACGAUUUCACCAGGAAGAGGCCUUACGAGCAAUACCUGGUGACGCGAUUGUUUCGAUCCAAAGAUGCGAAGAGGAAGAUCGGCGCCAACGCAUCGAUAGAGUUCAACGUUUGCAGUACGAAAGUCAGGGCUAUGUUGAAUGGCGACGUGAUGCAGAGUGUGAAGUCGAAGGUGGAGGAGUUGCUGGUGAAGAAGGUCAUCAAGGUUUUGCUGUUUUCGGGGAAUUUGGAUAUAAGGCUGGGUGUGGCGUCCAAUGAGGCUUGGAUCAGGACGAUGAAUUGGGAUGGAAUUGAGAAUUUUAUGAAGGCUGAGAAGAAGGUAUGGAGAGUGAAAGGGAAAGGAAGCGAUCUGAGUGGGUAUGUUCAGAAGUAUGAGAGCUUGACCAGCGUCGUGUUAAUGGAAGCUGGGCACAUGGCAACUGCUGAUCAGACUGUUAACUCACAGGCUAUGAUUGAAGAUUGGGUUCUCGAUAAAGGCCUAUUCGGUAACAAAAGUCUGUAA
Linum tenue is the source of this 1380-nucleotide messenger RNA. NCBI's taxonomy places the organism in Eukaryota, Viridiplantae, Streptophyta, Magnoliopsida, Malpighiales, Linaceae. The record is from the annotation of a GenBank genome assembly.